ACGAAAAUAAAAUGGGGGAAAAAUAUCUCGAGACUUUGUCUCCCCCAUGCGGUGUAGCAGAAUAACUACAUGUUGUGUUGUCGUCUCUAUGGUGAUGUUUUGUGUGAGCAACAUAAGAUUUCUGGGACGCUACCGGAGUUCAAAUCUCUGUUCUUGACACUCAAGUUGUUGCUGUAUGCACAGAAAGAUCUAAAAGAGUAGACAGAACGAGUGUGACGAGACAAACAGAAGACAGAAGACAGACUCUCCUUGGGGUAAGAGUGACUUGUCUCUUAAAAAUGGGUCAAACUGUCAAUUCUCUGGCAUAAACAAACAAGAUCAAACACUGAGAAGAUGAAGGAAGGACACUGUGGUUACUUAACUAUAUUAAACUAAAUGUAAAGAGUUGUUUUGCAAGAAGAUGUUAAGACAUUACAGACACGUAAGAUUUCAUUAUGAAACUGUAAAGCUGAAAAAUUAAAGGCAAACACAACUCUGCAGCAGCAAACCCCAACUAUGGAAACGGAUCCUACCACCAGAGAAGCUCAUGCUAUGUCCACACUUCUAGAGGCUUCUGGAAACUGUCGGCAGAACAUCAGCCAGGAGCUGAACCUUCAUCCUGUCAGUGAUUCUCUCUGCAGUGAACAGAAGAAGCUGCGGCAUGUGUUGGACUGGGCUCACAGAUUCCUCUGCUAUGGUUCCGAGGUUUGCCAGGAAUUUUGCAGGGCUGACGGUUUGAUUCUGGCUGCGGACAGAAAUGAAAUGAAGAGGAAAACGGAGGAAAUGUCACCUUUACAGGACAAUCUCCCGCACAUGAGAGAUGAGGUCACUUGGCCCGAGAACAGAGAAAUGGAUCAAAUGAAACAGAGCCGGGAGCUACAGCAUCCAAGCGUUAAACACAGUAUUAUCCAAGACAACGAGACUGUGAUAAAUAGACUGCACAAAUCAAUGUCACAAACGAGCACAAACCAAACUUAUGCACCAGCAAAACACUUCAUCACAGACUCCAAACCAUGCAGGAGAGUGUCUUUACAAUGUGAUUACACAGAUAUGAGUCACAGAAUGGAUGGAGCUCAGUCAAAAGGAUCAGAAAAUCAACAGAGGGAAGAAGCUGAAGAGAAGAUGGGAGUUGUAAAGGAAAAAACAGACACAAAACAGGAAAAGAAAUUCAACUCAGCUUCUAUGCUGUUCUGUGACAAUAAUGAUCAUGAUAUUAACAAUGAUUGCCUCAGUAAGCCACAAAGGGAACCUGCACAGAAAUCACAGACAGCACAGCCCAGUUUUCCCUGUCACUUACAAAUACCAUCGAAUUUAACUGUAUACGAGAAGUACCAGCUUUGUAUGGACCAGUUGCAGAACCUCAGACUGAGACAAAACCAUGUCACUGAACUUGGAUGUCUCAUUGACUCACCUACAAAAGUGCAAAAGACCUCUAAAGAAGUGGUAGCACCUGUUGAAACGCCAGUGCCGCCUACAUUUCCCUUCAAACUUUACUCCUCCAGCACAAAUCCAGACCUUAAAAAGCGUCUAAAUGAAAAAACACACCAAGACGUUUCAGCUGCAGAAAAUCCAGAGGAGAGUAGCUCGGAUUAUUUGACUUUGAGGGAAAGACUCACAAAGAAACACACAUCAGAGGAUAGAAGGAGACAAACGUCACCUCAGAGGGACACACAGACAUUUCUACAACCCACAGACACACACAAACGUCAGUAUGCAGACCUGACACCAACAUCACCAGUCACAGGUGCAACAGUGCAUGCUGUGAACAACACAGACAGUAAAGAUGGUCCAGCAGGUGUCCCUGUGUGUGACCGCUGGCUGUGUCUACCUGAUGAAGUGUGGCUCCUCAUGCUGUCUCUGCUGCCACACAGUGACCUGUGCAGAGUGUCUCAGGUCUGCAGUCACCUGCACAGACUAACCAUUGACCACACACUAUGGAAACAUCUCACAAUUGAAAACUCAACCCUAUCAGAGCGGUGGUUGGUUUCAAUGGGCAGACGUCGUCCUCUCAGCCUUUGUCUGUACAGCUGCAGUGGCCCGUCCAUCACUUCCAACGGGCUGGAGAUGUUUUUCACUCUAUGUAGAAAUUAUUUAGAGGAAGUCAAGGUCAUAAGUUGUACUGGUGCUGGUCUCCAUGGUGAUCGAAUAUUACGUCUAAUUGGUCAGCUGUGUGAUCAUGUGACCACCGUGGAUGUGAGCUGGAGUGGAGCAACGGACACGGGAGUGAAAGCUCUGUGUGGCUCCGCACGGUCAAGAUUAAACUCAAUAAUCCUGAAUGGCUGCCAUGUCACCGAUGACCCAAUAAAGAAACUCAUCGUGAGACACAAAGAAAGCCUGUGCAGACUGGAAGUGUUUGGCUGCCAGUACCUCACCCCAUCCUGUCUACAGUCAAUAUAUCAGAUGUGUCCAGGCCUAAAGCAUCUUAACAUCGGACAGGUGCCGAAAGUCAAUGCACAUAGCCUGACUGCCAUGACGUCACAGCUCAAAUGUCUUAUUUCCCUUAAUCUAACUGGUCUACAAGCAGUGACCGAUGACACUGUGGCCACUUUGCUUCAAAACUGUGUCAAACUACAGCGUCUUAACCUCAGUUCCUGUCCUGGAGUCACUGACCUGACGCUGCACAACAUCGGCAGAUACACACCAUGUAUUAGAUCCCUGGAUUUGAGAUGCUGUAAGGCAGUAACAGACGCAGGAGUUCAGUCUCUGACUCUGGGAUGUAGACGACUUCAGUACCUGGAUCUCAGUUCCACCAGGACAGGAAACAGAGGGGUUAAUCUGCUCACCAAUUACUGCAGUGGACACCUUCAUACUGUCAAACUCAGUUUCUGCCACAUCAGCUUAGCGAACAUACUGAAGCUCUGCAGACGUGGCAAGAGGCUGAAGGUGCUCCAUCUGUACGGCUGUGCUCGGCUCCCCACUGAGAGAGAGAUUCGAGAAGUUAACACCAAUGUUCAAGUUUAUCCUCUGCCAUAAAUAACAUUCAAACAUCUGCAAACAACUGGAAGGAUAAAGCCGACC
Solea solea (common sole) is the source of this 2997-nucleotide messenger RNA. RefSeq lists its product as uncharacterized. Bases 496 to 2952 code for a protein of 818 amino acids. The transcript has 12 exons. Gene Ontology annotation, molecular function: protein binding. The record is from RefSeq and is a predicted model, not a curated record. NCBI's taxonomy places the organism in Eukaryota, Metazoa, Chordata, Actinopteri, Pleuronectiformes, Soleidae. Gene Ontology annotation, biological process: SCF-dependent proteasomal ubiquitin-dependent protein catabolic process. Gene Ontology annotation, cellular component: SCF ubiquitin ligase complex.